Messenger RNA from Nicotiana tabacum (common tobacco), 1990 nucleotides. The record is from RefSeq and is a predicted model, not a curated record. Lineage: Eukaryota; Viridiplantae; Streptophyta; Magnoliopsida; Solanales; Solanaceae.
GUUUAUGUCUGGCCCAGUCUCAGCAAGGAUCGGGUUUCGGAGCACUACCAGUGUAACAAUGGUGGAGGAAAAUUUGCCAAUACACACGUUCACCGAAAUUCCGUCGCCGGAGAUAUUCUCUUCUCAGAUUGAACCCAAAAACAUCCCAGCGGUCUUCAAGGGAUGCAUAAAGCAUUGGAAAGCUUUCUCAAAAUGGAACCCGUCGGACGGUGGCCUAAUAUACUUGCAGGAACGCGUAGGUUCAGUAGUCGUGGAAGCUAUGCGGUCCAGAUCUGCACCCGUCUUUUAUGGUGAUAUUAGAGGCCAUGAAAGGGUCCCAUUGCAAUUCUCUACCUUUAUCGAAUAUUGCUUGUGCCUAUUGGAAAAUAGGGAUGGAAGGCGAGAUGCUUUUCUGGAAUCUCAGAAGCAUAGUCUUGCAGUAUCUGACACUGAUCAAGCUUUACUUUUUGGAGAAGCUCCUCAGCAAUUUUAUUUAGCACAGGUACCAAUUUUGAAUUUUGAGAACAAGGAACACAAGCAACUGGAGUGCCUUGGAGAAGAUAUUCAAACGCCUGUACCUUUGGAGACCAAAAGCCUGGCUUCUGUUAAUUUGUGGAUGAACAACAUGAAGUCUAGAUCUAGCACACACUACGAUCCGCACCACAACCUCUUAUGCAUAGUAUCUGGGUGCAAGGAAGUUACUUUAUGGCCCCCUUCUGCAACUCCAUACUUAUAUCCACUACCUCUGUAUGGGGAGGCUUCAAACCACAGCUCUGUUACUUUAGAAGAACCGAACCUUUCGGUCUACCCAAGGGCAGCAUGCCUAAAUGGCUUUUCACAAAAGGUUGUUCUUCAUGCUGGUGAUGCCCUGUUCAUUCCCGAGGGAUGGUUUCAUCAAGUGGAUAGUGAAGUACUAACCAUCGCUGUUAACUUCUGGUGGCGGUCCAUGACAAUAUCUGGCAUGUUGGAGCAUAUGGAUGCAUAUUAUCUGCGUAGAAUACUAAAAAGAUUGACUGAUAAGGAAAUGAAUAAGAUGCUGCAUUUUCCUUCAAGUAGUAUGGAUAAAACUAUGACUUGUACGACUUCCCAGCCUAAUGAUGCAUACGGAGAUCAUGGAGAACAGAGAAUCAGCACGAAUUGUGGCGACGGGAGUUCAAAUGAUGAGCUUAGGUCAAAAGUGGUGCUGCAAGAUUUGGAGCCAUGUGUAUCACAGUCUCUAAAAGAACUUAUUUCUUUGGUCCAUGACCGUCUCAAUCCUAGCAAGCCGACGGGAUUGGAGUAUACAGAUAAUUCUUCUGCUAAGGAGAAUGAUGAGACGAAUAAAAGAAAAGAGGACUUAUGUAGCAUCAACGAUGAUCCAGUUGCUAAUCUUAUUUUAACUCUUCAUCCACUUACAAUCCAGAGUGUCUUUCUUGCAAUGGCGAAAGAUUUUCCAAGAACACUGGAGGCCUUAGUACUGCAUGUACUCACUCCUGUUGGAUCAGAGAUCCUCACUCGAAAAUUUGAAGAGAUGGAUCAGCUAAUUUCAGGAGAAGACCAGAACGAAUUCUACCGGAUCUUUUAUGGCGUUUUUGAUGACCAGUCUGCCGCAAUGGAUUCACUUUUGAAUGGCAAGGAGUUAGUUGCUCGUCAGGCAUUUGAAAAUGUGCUCGAUCAGUACAUGGGAAUUAAUCUUGAUGGGCCAAAACCAGCAGCCAAAUAGGUUACCAAGCACUUCAAUGAGAAUAUCGGUCCCUUUCAAAUUGGAUUCACGACGGAGUCCUUUCCUCUCCACCCUUUCCUCUUCAUUUGCUGCUGUAACCCUAAAUUACUGAGGUCUCUACAAAAUUUAGCUGCCAUUUAUUGCGUGCUUUUGUAGAUUCUCUGCAACAUAAUUUCAUAUUGAAGUUCAGAUUUUUCCUGUUUAUAUUGUUUAAUGCCUAAAAUAUUUUGGAUUAGAGAGUUGCGUUCUUUAGAAGUGAUUCUUUUAUCAAGGGAAAUUCUUGAAAUGGCAUUUUCUGCCUUUUGUUUC